Molecule: messenger RNA, 450 nt
Organism: Effrenium voratum
Lineage: Eukaryota; Dinophyceae; Suessiales; Symbiodiniaceae
Source: the annotation of a GenBank genome assembly
CGCCACUUCCGUUCCGCCUUGCGAGUGGAACUCGCGAUGCGGCCAUGGCGCGCAACGCGAGCUUCGCGCUGUAUGAUGCCUUGGAGCUAGCAAGAGAUGCCAGCCCAGCAGAGGUGAAGCGAUCCUACAGGAGGCUCGCCGCGCUGCACCAUCCGGACAAAGGAGGGGAUCAAGAGAGGUUCAAGGAGGUGAGCUUUGCCUAUGAAGUGCUCAGCGAUCCCGAGCGGCGGCUCCAGUAUGAUGAGAAAGGAGACCGGCUCUUCUACACCGGCCCGCCUGCGAAUGCUGAGGAGCUGGCCGAGAGGCUCUUCCAAGGCCCUGGUGGGAAGCGACUGCGAAAGAAGACCAAGCAGAAGUUCGUGCCACUCUCGGUGUCCUUAGAGCAGCUCUACCUUGGCUCCACGGAGAAGCUGUUCGUCUUGCGGAAGGUCGUCGACACCUCCGAGCCCG